This is a messenger RNA of Theileria equi strain WA, 1659 nucleotides long. RefSeq lists its product as hypothetical. Gene Ontology annotation, cellular component: U2-type spliceosomal complex; U2 snRNP; catalytic step 2 spliceosome. The coding region runs from base 1 to 1659 and encodes 552 amino acids. The transcript is spliced from 6 exons. Gene Ontology annotation, biological process: mRNA splicing, via spliceosome. The record is from RefSeq and is a predicted model, not a curated record. NCBI's taxonomy places the organism in Eukaryota, Apicomplexa, Aconoidasida, Piroplasmida, Theileriidae.
AUGGCGAAUAAAAUCGAUUUAAGUACCGUAAAGCUGGUCCGUAAGACGAAUCCUACGGCAGCAAAGAAUCUCUUGAAAAAAAUCAAGCGCAAGAAUAAAAAGAGCCAAGUACAGGCGGAACCUGCGAAAACAAACGCGCAGGUGCUAAAGGAGGCCCUGAAGGAGCAUUUCAAGGACUUUGAGAGCCACCUAAAGGACUCUCAAGGUGUAGAAAUCGAAUAUGUAGCGCCAGAGGGUGAUUUUGGCGCAUUUAAUGAAGUUUUUGAAAAGUUUGACCAACUAGAGAACCACGCUCUGGACAUUGAGCCGCAAAAGGUCGUAGAAGAGACUGUGGAAGAGGCCUUUGACGACUCUGACUCCGAGGAAGAUGAAGCUCACAAGACCAUGAGCGCCAAGAAGCUCUUUAAACUCAUGAACCGUCCCACCUUGGCCCAGCUCAAACAGGCGGCUGACAAGCCAGAGGUUGUAGAAAUUUGGGAUACAACGGCAUCUGAUCCUAAAUUCCUCGUCCAUCUAAAGGGACUCCGCAACACAAUUCCCGUGCCUGCGCACUGGAGUGAAAAGACACGCUACAUGCAAGGAAGGCGUGGUAUUGAAAAACCAGCGUAUAAGCUUCCCCCGUAUAUUGAAGCCACAAAGAUCUCAGAGAUUAGAAGUGCGCUUCAGAUUAAGGAGUCUGAAAAGACCCUAAAGCAAAAGCAAAGGGAAAAAGUUAGGCCAAAGGCACAUCGCAUGGAUAUCGACUACCAGACUCUUCACGACGCAUUUUUCAAGUACGCAACGAAACCUUCCAUGACAAAGUACGGCGAUAUUUACUUUGAAGGAAAGGAAAUGGUGUUGAGAAUGCGUAGAUACAAACCUGGUCAGCUUUCUGCUAAACUCAAGCAUGCAUUGGGUGUUGGAGAAAAUGCCCCUCCUCCGUGGCUGAUCAACAUGCAGAGAUUCGGGCCGCCUCCAAGCUACCCAAACCUUCGAAUUCCUGGCGUAAAUGCUCCACUACCAGAGAGCGCCUCUUUUGGUUACCAUGCGGGUGGUUGGGGGCAGCUCCCAGUGGACAGCCACGGAAAUCCCCUGUUCGGAUACAUUGAUGCUGCGUAUUACGCGGAUAACCACAUCAACAAGGACUACUGGGGAGAAGUUCCAAAGAUGUUUGAAGAGUCGGAACCGGAGGAAUCGAGCGAUGAAGAAGAGGAAGAGAAGGAACGCAAGGAACCAGACGGAACACAGUCUGUAAUCGCACCAGUAGCUGAUACCCCGAUACCAGUUGGAAUGAAGACUCCAAUGAUCGAUGGAGGUCUAGACACUCCGUUGGAUAUAAAGACACCGGCGGCACCCAGGAAGGCGUACACUGUAUUGCAACCAAAAGUCGCAACAAAUGUCCCGGGAACGCUAUUCGGAUCGCAAGUUACUUAUCAAAUGCCGCCACCAGUUGCGGUUCCACUUGGUGGGGGAGGAACUGCUACGCCGUUUGGCGGAAUCGCCACGCCUUCUCUAACUGCGGAUGAAGCUGAUGGUACGGCUACGACCGACGAUAUUAUGAGACAACUAAAGUACCAUGAGAGUAAAGCCAAAAAGGCACAUGAGGCCGCUGGAAUUGAAGUAUCCGGCGACGCAUCGGUUCCAAAGCCUAAGAAAAAGAAGAAGGAAUUUAAGUUUUAA